ACGAAGCGGGUCUGAAAUUUUUUGUAACAGUCGACAUCUCUACAUUGAUGGCGACUCUCUCUCUCUCUCUCUCUGUCUGCUCGGCCUAGAUCUUGGCGGUGUUCCUCCGACGACGGCUGUGUGAGUGUGGCGUCCUUAAUCUCGGUGAAACGACGUCACUCUAUGGACCGAAGAGUGGUACAGAGCGACGUCGUUUCACCCAUAGACGGCGAAGAUCUGAUCGGCUUCGCGACCCUGAAUUCCGAUAGGUACUCUUAUAUUAUACUGUCUUCAAUUUUGCGGUCUAUUUUCUGGGGAGUUCCUUAAACGGGGCCAAAAUGUAAUUAGCACAACUUUACUGCUAGUUUUCUGAAUUACUGGGCCAAAUGUGUAAAUACGAUAAAAUCCCAACAGAAUAAAACACCGAUAGUUACUGUGCCUAUUUCUGAACCGCUUUUCCCUCCAAGAAAAUUCUCUCCCAUCUUUCUUUCUCUGUUUCACAAUGUCACGCUGGUUUGAGCUCAAGCUUGAUUUUGCUGAAGCUAUUCUGCUCAAGAAGGCCGUAAGAGUCUUCACUCAGGUAGCCUAUUCAGACCGAGAGCUCCCCACUUCCAUGUUCAACAAUUUCAUCCCCAACAACGCCGACCUCCACUUAUCUCCGACCAUGGUCCUACUGGUCUCUACAAACUCGCAUUUUCGGUUUCCGGAAAUGGCCACUGUGCUGGCGAUGAAGCCGCCGUGCUCCUCCGUGUCGAGAUUGUGGUGCUCCAAGAGCUGCCGCACGCUCUGUGUUUCUCUGCACAGGUUGAAAUGCCUACUGGAACGCAACACUGAGGAUUCGGUUACUCUUUAUGGUGAUGAGGGAGCUGUUGAUAGGAUUUUCUAUGAGAUCGGGGAUGAUGAGGGCAUCAAAUACUCCUCCACACUGCCAGUGGUUUCAUCGCGGGAUCAGAUUCAGAUGGACCUAGGGUUCGUAGGAUCUGAAUAUCCAAUGAGGCUUGGCUUGUCUUCAGAGAUUUUUCGUGCCUUUAUCACUCAAUCGGAUUCUCAUGGGUUUAAAGUUCAUGCCAGAGUGUCACAAACCCAAGUUGUGCUCCGGGUAGUGAAUAACGAGAUGGUCUUCAGACCAGAGCUUGGGGUUUGCGAGAUUGAGAGUGAAGGAGGUAGAUAUCCGUUUGUGUUGAAGUUUGAUCUCCAGCACAAGAGAGCGUUUCUCAAUGCUGCUAUGCUGUCAGAGAUGGUAUGGAUACUUAACUCUGCGGAUUUGAUCACCGUGCUGAGCUUCCCUAUUGUUGGCCUGGGUAACCUCAUGUUUACCCAACUGAACCCUGUGGCGCCCAAUUAGUUGAUUUGAGAUGUAUAGAGGCGGUGUCUGUUUUACAAAGUAGUCCAUGUGAGUGGAUUUUGCAAUUCUGCAGUAUCGUUGAAACGUUAUAAAUGUAAAAUCCCUGAUGCAUUGAUAAAAAGGUGCUUAGUAUGACUAUGAAUCUCUGCAUCAUUUCCUUUGUGAACAAUUCUGUUUUACAUAAUGAACAAGAUAGUUACUGGCAGAGUA
Rosa chinensis is the source of this 1534-nucleotide messenger RNA. RefSeq lists its product as uncharacterized. The coding region runs from base 482 to 1324 and encodes 280 amino acids. The record is from RefSeq and is a predicted model, not a curated record. The transcript has 4 exons. NCBI's taxonomy places the organism in Eukaryota, Viridiplantae, Streptophyta, Magnoliopsida, Rosales, Rosaceae.